GAUGUCCCCUACCCCGACUUGGCCCCGGUUGUCUUCUUCUGCUUGAAGCAGACCACCAGCCCGCGGAACUGGUGCAUCAAAAUGGUGUGCAACCCCUGGUUUGAGUGUGUCAGCAUGAUGGUGAUUUUGUUAAACUGCGUUACCCUGGGGAUGUACCAGCCUUGUGAGGAUAUGGACUGCCUUUCUGACAGGUGUAAAAUCUUACAGGUGUUUGAUGAUUUCAUCUUUAUCUUCUUUGCUAUGGAAAUGGUCUUAAAGAUGGUGGCCCUGGGGAUCUUUGGCAAGAAGUGUUACCUUGGAGAUACCUGGAACCGCCUGGAUUUCUUCAUUGUCAUGGCUGGGAUGGUGGAGUACUCCCUGGAUCUCCAAAACAUUAACUUGUCUGCAAUCCGUACUGUCCGUGUCCUGAGACCCCUGAAAGCUAUCAACCGUGUGCCCAGCAUGCGCAUCCUUGUGAACUUGCUCCUGGACACCUUGCCCAUGCUGGGGAACGUGCUUCUUCUCUGCUUCUUUGUCUUCUUCAUCUUCGGCAUCAUCGGGGUGCAGCUGUGGGCUGGGCUGCUCCGCAACCGCUGUUUCAUGGAGGAGAACUUCACAAUACAAGGUGACAUUGUCCUGCCCCCUUAUUACCAGCCUGAGGAAGAUGAUGAGAUGCCCUUUAUCUGCUCGCUGUCAGGAGACAAUGGAAUUAUGGGCUGUCAUGAGAUACCCCCACUGAAGGAGCGGGGGCAUGAAUGUUGUUUGGACAAGGACGAUUAUUAUUACUACAACUCAGUCCGGCAAGAGUUCAACAUCAGUGGCAUGUGUGUCAACUGGAACCAGUACUACAACGUGUGCCGUACAGGCAAUGCUAACCCGCACAAGGGUGCCAUCAACUUUGACAACAUCGGGUAUGCCUGGAUUGUGAUAUUUCAGGUGAUCACACUGGAAGGGUGGGUGGAGAUCAUGUACUACGUGAUGGAUGCCCAUUCCUUCUAUAAUUUUAUCUACUUUAUCUUGCUGAUAAUCGUGGGCUCCUUCUUCAUGAUUAACCUGUGCCUGGUGGUCAUCGCCACGCAGUUUUCGGAGACCAAGCAGCGGGAGCACCAGCUGAUGCAGGAGCAGAGGGCCCGGUAUCUCUCCUCCAGCACUGUCGCCAGCUACAUGGAGCCGGGAGACUGCUACGAGGAGAUCUUCCAAUACGUCUGCCACAUCGUGCGCAAAGCCAAACGCCGCACCCUUGGGCUGUACAACAGCAUACAGAGCCGGCGCCAGGGCCACGUGGAGCCGAGCAAUGCCAAGCUGGGCAUGAACAGGAAAAGCCAGAGGCACUACAGGCUUUGCCAGCAGCACAACUCUCUUGACUGCCCUCCUCAGGGCUUGGUCCAGCCUAUUGCUGUGACAGCAACCUCUGAUCCCACCAACUGCCCCCGAUGCCAUAGGGGGGAGCACGAAGUGUCCCGAAGGCUCUCUGUCCUGGAUAGCGCUGACUCAGACCAGGAGGAUGGAGGAGCCAGCGAAGAGGAGGGAGCGGGCAGCAGAGAUGACCAGGGUGCCUCGGCACUGGAGAAGGAGGAGGAGGAGGGGGACGAAGGCGGACGGCUGAAGCUCUGCAGUGACAUGUGGCGAGAAGUGAGGGUCAAGCUUCGAGGGAUUGUGGACAGCAAGUACUUCAACCGUGGGAUCAUGAUCGCAAUCCUAGUGAACACUAUCAGCAUGGGCAUCGAGCACCACGAGCAGCCAGAGGAAUUGACCAACAUCUUGGAGAUCAGCAACGUUGUCUUUACGAGCAUGUUUGCCCUGGAGAUGAUCCUGAAACUUGCUGCUUUUGGUCUCUUUGAUUACCUCCGCAACCCCUACAACAUCUUUGACAGUAUCAUCGUCAUCAUCAGCAUCUGGGAGAUCAUCGGCCAGUCGGACGGGGGACUCUCUGUGCUGAGGACUUUCCGUCUCCUGCGGGUGCUGAAGCUGGUACGUUUCAUGCCCGCGCUGCGCCGCCAGCUUGUGGUGCUGAUGAAGACUAUGGACAACGUAGCCACCUUCUGCAUGCUCCUCAUGCUCUUCAUCUUUAUAUUCAGCAUCCUAGGAAUGCACAUCUUUGGUUGCAAGUUCAGCCUCAGGACAGACACAGGAGAUACAGUUCCUGACCGGAAGAAUUUUGACUCCCUGCUGUGGGCCAUCGUCACCGUCUUCCAGAUCCUAACCCAGGAGGACUGGAAUGUUGUGCUCUACAAUGGCAUGGCCUCCACCUCGCCAUGGGCAUCCCUCUACUUUGUGGCUCUCAUGACAUUUGGCAAUUACGUGCUCUUCAAUCUGCUGGUGGCCAUUCUCGUGGAGGGGUUCCAGGCUGAGGGUGAUGCCAACCGGUCAUACUCAGAUGAAGAUCAGAGUUCAUCAAACAUGGAGGAGUUAGAUCAGUUCCAAGAGGUCCAGGAAGGCUCAGAUCCCAAGCUCUGUGCAAUUCCUGUGACCCCUAAUGGACACUUGGACCCAUCCCUGCCCUCUUCCAACCCACCAGUGGCUGCUGGGGGGGCCACCAACUCUUCACGCAACUCGCUGCAGCCUGACCAGAUCCGCGUUGCUGUUGACUCCCGGAAGAGCAGUGUGAUGUCCCUGGGGAGAAUGACCUAUGACCAGCGGUCCUUGUCCAGCUCCCGCAGUUCCCACUACGGUGCCUGGGGCCGCAGCGGAGCCUGGGGCAGCCGUCGCUCCAGCUGGAACAGCCUGGCCCGGGGACACAGCCUGAAGCACAAACCUCCCUCUGCCGAGCACGAAUCCCUCCUGUCUGGGGAAAGGCACAGGGCGGCAGAUGGGGAGCCAGACGGGACGGGAAGGGUGUCUCAUCACCGCCGGACGCUCUCCCUGGACAACAAAGGCUCCUGUGACCUGCUGGAGUUGUCCUCAGUCCCGUCUGGCAACCGAGUGACCCAUAAGCUGGGAGCAGCAUCCAGCGAGCAUCAAGACUGCAAUGGCAAAAUGCCCAGUAUCGCCAAGGAGAUCUUCCCAAAGAUGAACAACCGCAAGGAACGGGGAGAGGAUGAUGAAGAGAUAGAUUAUAGCUUGUGCUUUCGCAUCCGGAAGAUGAUGGAAGUCUAUAAGCCAGACUGGUGUGAGUUACGGGAAGACUGGUCCAUAUAUCUCUUCUCUCCACAAAACAGGUUUCGCCUCCUCUGCCAAACCAUCAUUGCUCACAAGCUCUUUGACUAUGUUGUGCUGGCCUUCAUCUUCCUGAACUGCAUCACUAUUGCUCUGGAGAGACCACAGAUUGAACACAGAAGCACGGAGAGAAUCUUUCUCACUGUAUCCAACUACAUUUUCACAGCAAUUUUUGUAGCUGAGAUGACACUGAAGGUGGUCUCCCUAGGCCUGUAUUUUGGGGAUCAGGCUUAUCUCCGCAGCAGCUGGAACAUCUUGGAUGGCUUCUUGGUCUUCGUGUCUCUCAUUGACAUUGUGGUCUCGGUGGCCUCUGCUGGCGGUGCCAAAAUUCUGGGGGUGCUGCGAGUCCUCCGGCUGCUGCGCACCUUACGUCCCCUCCGAGUCAUCAGUCGAGCCCCUGGCCUGAAGCUGGUGGUGGAGACGCUCAUUUCUUCCCUCAAGCCCAUAGGAAACAUCGUCCUCAUCUGCUGCGCUUUCUUCAUCAUCUUUGGCAUCCUGGGUGUGCAGCUCUUCAAGGGCAAGUUCUACCACUGCCUUGGAGUCGACAUCAGGAACAUCACCAACCGGUCCGACUGCGUGGCCGCCAACUACAAGUGGGUGCACCACAAGUAUAACUUCGACAACCUGGGACAGGCUCUGAUGUCCCUCUUUGUUCUGGCUUCCAAGGAUGGCUGGGUCAAUAUUAUGUAUAAUGGACUAGAUGCUGUGGCUGUUGACCAGCAGCCAGUGACCAACAACAACCCCUGGAUGCUCCUCUACUUCAUCUCCUUCCUCCUCAUCGUCAGCUUCUUUGUGCUCAACAUGUUUGUGGGGGUGGUGGUGGAGAACUUCCACAAGUGCCGGCAGCACCAGGAGGCUGAGGAGGCACGCCGGCGGGAGGAGAAGCGCCUGCGCCGUCUGGAGAAGAAGCGAAGGAAGGCGCAGCGUUUGCCGUACUAUGCUACCUACUGCCCCAUACGCCUCCUUAUUCAUUCGGUCUGCACCAGCCACUAUCUGGACAUCUUCAUCACUUUCAUCAUCUGCCUCAACGUGGUCACUAUGUCCUUGGAGCACUACAACCAACCUGUGUCCCUGGAGACCGCCCUCAAGUACUGCAACUACCUGUUCACCACCGUCUUUGUGUUGGAGGCAGUCCUCAAGCUGGUGGCAUUCGGUCUGCGGCGAUUCUUCAAAGACAGGUGGAACCAGCUCGAUCUGGCCAUUGUGCUGCUGUCUGUCAUGGGCAUCACGUUGGAAGAGAUUGAAAUCAAUGCUGCUCUCCCAAUUAACCCCACUAUCAUCCGGAUCAUGAGGGUGCUGCGUAUCGCCCGGGUCCUGAAGCUACUGAAGAUGGCCACAGGAAUGCGAGCACUGCUGGAUACAGUUGUUCAAGCCCUGCCACAGGUUGGAAACCUUGGACUCCUUUUCAUGCUCCUCUUUUUCAUCUACGCUGCUCUAGGAGUGGAGCUCUUUGGAAAACUGGUAUGCAACGAUGAGAACCCCUGUGAGGGCAUGAGCCGCCACGCCACCUUUGAGAACUUCGGGAUGGCCUUCCUCACGCUCUUCCAAGUGUCCACGGGUGACAACUGGAACGGGAUCAUGAAGGAUACCUUGCGUGACUGCAGCCACGAUGACCGGAGCUGCCUCAGCAACCUGCAGUUCAUCUCCCCACUGUACUUUGUCAGCUUUGUGCUCACAGCCCAGUUUGUCCUCAUCAAUGUGGUGGUAGCUGUGCUCAUGAAACAUCUCGACGACAGCAACAAGGAGGCCCAGGAGGAUGCAGAGAUGGAUGCUGAGAUUGAGCUGGAAUUUGCACAUGGGCUGUGCUCCCGCAAGUCAAGCUCCCCAAAUUCAGGACAGGGAAAAGGAGCAGGAACAGGAGGAGGCGGUGGGAGAACAGAUCCUGAAGGCCAUCUGUGCAUGAGAUGUUAUUCUCCAGCACAGGAGAACUUAUGGCUGGACAGUGUCUCUUUAAUUAUUAAGGACUCCUUCGACGGGGAGUUAAUGAUCAUCGAUAACCUAUCGGGCUCCGUCUUCCAUCAUUACUCCUCGCCGGCCAUGUGCGAGAAGUGUAACCAUGACAAGCAAGAGGUCCAGCUAGCCGAAAUGGAAGCAUUAUCCCUCAACUCAGACAAGUCCUCUUCCGUCCUUCUAGGAGACGAGUCAGACAAUCACAGCACUUCUCAGCUGAGUCCUAAGGAGAUCAAGGAUGGCCAGGACAGCCCUGACUCCAAUGGGGUAGGCGAUCUGGGGGAAUGCCUGCUCCCAAUAUCCAGUGCGGAUGGCUCUACAAACCCGGACAGUUACCUGUGUGAAAUAGAGAAGACUCCUUUCAACUCAGUCCAGUCUUGGCUAAAGCAUGAAAGUACCAAAGUCCCUCCCAGCCCCUUCUCUCCAGGUGCAUCUUGCCCUCUGUUACCUGUACCAGCAGAAUUUUUCCACCCAGCCAUCUCUGCCACCCAGACAGGGCCUGAGAAAGUCUCAUGUCCACGCAACCUUCCUAAGAUCUCUCUGCAAGGCUCAUGGGCAUCACUGAGAUCGCCGAGUGUGAACUGUUCACUUCUUCAUCAGGCACCGGAGAGCGAUACCUCGCUGGAUAGCCGGAGCAGCAGCUCGGCGGGCAGCCUGCAGACCACGCUGGAGGACAGCCUCAACCUCAGCGACUCUCCCCAGUGCGCCCUGGACCUCCCGGUGGCUCUGUGCCCCGUGCCGGCUGCCGGCAGCCAAAGACCCCUGGCAGCCCCCCUCUCGCCCGCCUCCCGCCGCCGGAGCCUGCGGGGCCGGGGGCUCUUCAGCCUGCGGAGCAUCUGUCGUCACCAGCGCAGCCACAGCAGCGGCGGGAGCACCAGCCCCGGCUGCACCCACCACGACUCCAUGGACCCCUCGGACGAGGAGGGGGCCGGUAGCAGCCUGCGGGGGGGUGGCAACAACAGCGAGCCCUCGGAGACCCUCAGCAGCCUCUCGCUGACCUCCCUCUUCUCCCCUCCGCCGCCGGGGCUGACGCUGGUGAAGAAGUGCAGCAGCACCAGCAGCCUCCACGCCAGCCCCUCACCCCGCCGUCCCACCACCCACCGUGCCAAGCCCUUCUACACCGUUGACCCCCGGGGCUUCCUCUCGAUGCCUUCUUGGGUGACGGACUUCUGCAAGGACACCCCCUCGCCUGGGGAUGGAAAGGAGCCGGAUGGCCCCGGUGGACGGGGGACGGGGGACCGCGGCUCCCCACUCCCGUCCGAGCUGGAGCUGGGUGACGGAGUCAGCAAGAGGAACAGAUGA
Messenger RNA from Haliaeetus leucocephalus (bald eagle), 6387 nucleotides. It is a transcript of the gene CACNA1I, whose product is annotated as calcium channel, voltage-dependent, T type, alpha 1I subunit. Gene Ontology annotation, biological process: calcium ion import; positive regulation of calcium ion-dependent exocytosis; neuronal action potential. The record is from RefSeq and is a predicted model, not a curated record. Gene Ontology annotation, cellular component: voltage-gated calcium channel complex; neuron projection; voltage-gated sodium channel complex. Bases 82 to 6387 code for a protein of 2101 amino acids. NCBI's taxonomy places the organism in Eukaryota, Metazoa, Chordata, Aves, Accipitriformes, Accipitridae. The transcript is spliced from 36 exons. Gene Ontology annotation, molecular function: voltage-gated sodium channel activity; low voltage-gated calcium channel activity.